AUUUUUGCCAAAUUUGGGUGUUAAUCACGAAGAUCACAAAUCAGCUCUUACCAACUUUGCCAAACCGCAAGUCGGUCAAUACGAAGGCGAAUGAAAAGCAGUUGGCUAAUAAACGUGCUGUGUGUUAGUUGAAUCGUGCCAAGCGCCUAGAACAAACAAGUGCAAAAUAUUUUUGAAUUAGCUGCCUUCAUUGCAAUUAAGUGAACGCCCAUAAUGCCGCCUGUGCAAGUACAAGCAGCUGACAUGUCGCUAGCUGCUAUGCAUUGUGCCCGCUGUGCGGACGGCUUCGAACCCAACGAGAAGAUCGUCAACUCCAACGGUGAACUCUGGCACACACAAUGUUUCGUCUGUGCGCAAUGCUUUCGCCCCUUCGAGGAUGGCAUCUUCUACGAAUUCGAAGGACGUAAAUAUUGUGAGCGUGAUUUUCAUGUGCUAUUCGCACCGUGUUGCAAUAAGUGUGGCGAAUUCGUGAUCGGUCGUGUUAUCAAGGCGAUGGGCGCUAGCUGGCAUCCGCAGUGUUUCCGUUGUCAAAUGUGUGCCAAAGAGCUGGCCGAUACCGGUUUCAUACGCAAUCAAAAUCGUGCCUUAUGCCAUGAGUGCAAUGCCAAAGUGAAGGCCGAGAUAACGGGUCGUUAUAUGUGUCAUAAGUGCCAUGGCGUCAUUGAUGAUGCACCAUUGCGUUUUCGUGGCGAAGUCUAUCAUGGUUAUCACUUUAAUUGCACAUCAUGUGGCGUGGAGUUGGACUCAACUGCGCGUGAAGUCAAGAGUCGACCCGGCUUAACGGCCAAUGAUAUGAACGAAUUAUAUUGCUUGCGCUGUCACGACAAGAUGGGCAUACCGAUUUGUGGCGCUUGUCGUCGUCCGAUUGAGGAGCGUGUGGUCACCGCUUUGGGCAAACAUUGGCACGUUGAGCACUUCGUUUGCGCCAAAUGCGAGAAACCCUUCUUGGGACAUCGUCACUACGAGAAACGCGGUUUGGCAUACUGCGAAACACAUUAUCACCAAUUGUUCGGCAAUUUGUGCUUUGUUUGCAAUCAAGUUAUAGCUGGCGAUGUGUUCACAGCGCUGAAUAAGGCCUGGUGUGUGCACCAUUUCGCUUGCUCUAUAUGCGAUAUGAAAAUGACGCAGAAAUCGAAAUUCUACGAAUACGAUGAGAAGCCAGUAUGCAAGAAAUGCUAUGAACGUUUCCCCAACGAAUUGCGGCAACGUUUGCGCAAAGCACAUGAAAUGUCGAUGAAAAAGAACUUCUAAAUGUUUGCGUGCACAUCCAUCUAUACCCGUUAGAAUGCAACGUUCUAAUACGCAAUGAUUACAAUAUGCAAAAGUGAGGCCAAAAAAGUCAUAAAGCAUAAAGCAUAAAUGUUAAUUACAAUUUGAAGACUAACUAAACCAUUGGCCACUGGGAAACGCAUUAACUAAGUGCCUAGAAACGAUAUUUUUUUGUAUUUAUAAUACGGUACACUGUUGUAUACAUAUAUUGCCAUUAUAGCCACUGUCUGAAUAUUCAAAACAAACAAGCACAACAUACAUAUAUAAACACACAUAUUUAUGUGUGUGUGUGUGUGCAUAGCAAAAGCAACUAAUAGUCAGUAAUAUUAACAUAUAAUGUACAGUAAUUUUUUUAUGCAGCAGGCAGUAGUUUUGAGCAGCGCUCUUUGAAAGUAUACAAUUUACAAACAGCUUCCAUAACAAUUUAUUUAUUAUAUAAGUGUUUUGUAAAUGCCAA
Molecule: messenger RNA, 1726 nt
Organism: Zeugodacus cucurbitae (melon fly)
Lineage: Eukaryota; Metazoa; Arthropoda; Insecta; Diptera; Tephritidae
Gene: stck
Product: LIM and senescent cell antigen-like-containing domain protein 1
Exons: 7
Coding region: 214-1251 (345 amino acids)
Biological process (GO): cell-cell junction organization; positive regulation of integrin-mediated signaling pathway; cell-cell adhesion
Cellular component (GO): focal adhesion; cytoplasm; cell-cell junction
Source: RefSeq, a predicted model, not a curated record